AUGCUGCGAAGCGGUAUCAACUCGUUCCGUCUUCAAUCCAGCCGAAUCUCUUCCGCUCGUCUCGUCGCAUUUCCGUCUUCCUCUGCCCCUCUCGUCGUCGUUCCCCGCUUUUCUUCUUCUUCACCGUCGUCGAUAGGAUUCAGAUCUCCUCCUAUUCGCGCCAUGGCUGAAAUGACUCCUGUCUUUUCCAAGGAGGCUGCUCCUCAUCUUGCUGACAAACAUCGUGAUGUGACAAAACAGCUGCUGGCCCAUACGUACGGUGACACCCAUUCCAUCCGUCCCUUCUCCUCCUGCUCCUGCUCUCAAUUGGUCCCAUGCCAAUCUGUUCAAUCGCCAAUCAGCCAAGCUAUCAAGGCAAAUGGCCAGAUCUUCGUUUCCGGCCAGAUCCCCGCGGACAGCGCAGGUAACCUGAUCGAAGGGACUAUCGGUGAGAAGACGGCCGCCUGCAUCAAGAAUGUUGCUGCCGUUCUCGAGGGGGCGGGUUCCAGCCUCUCGAAAGUCGUGAAAGUGACUGUCUUUCUCACAGACAUGGCCAACUUUGCCGCCAUGAACGAGGUGUACGAGAAGUACUUCACGCACAAGCCCGCUCGCAGCUGUGUGGCCGUGUACCAGCUGCCCAAGGGUGUUCCCGUCGAGAUCGAGGUUGUUGCUCUGCAGUGA
This is a messenger RNA of Rasamsonia emersonii CBS 393.64, 660 nucleotides long. RefSeq lists its product as uncharacterized. Bases 1 to 660 code for a protein of 219 amino acids. The transcript is spliced from 4 exons. Gene Ontology annotation, cellular component: cytosol; mitochondrion. NCBI's taxonomy places the organism in Eukaryota, Fungi, Ascomycota, Eurotiomycetes, Eurotiales, Trichocomaceae. The record is from RefSeq and is a predicted model, not a curated record. Gene Ontology annotation, molecular function: deaminase activity.